This is a messenger RNA of Penicillium macrosclerotiorum, 1182 nucleotides long. RefSeq names its product metallophosphoesterase family protein. Gene Ontology annotation, molecular function: hydrolase activity, acting on ester bonds. The record is from RefSeq and is a predicted model, not a curated record. The transcript is spliced from 4 exons. Gene Ontology annotation, cellular component: cytoplasm. Bases 1 to 1182 code for a protein of 393 amino acids. NCBI's taxonomy places the organism in Eukaryota, Fungi, Ascomycota, Eurotiomycetes, Eurotiales, Aspergillaceae.
AUGAGCCCAGCCAUACGCUCACGAGAGAGUGAGCAUAAACUGAGAUUCAAUCAAGAUGGCACAUUUCAAAUAUCCGUGUUCAGUGAUUUGCACUUUGCCGAAAAUGCUACACUCGACGACAUGACAAAAGAAGUGGUGGCAUAUGUUAUUGAAGAAGAAAAUAUCGACUUGGUCGUGUUGAACGGCGAUUUGAUCUCCGGAGAAGCCACCAACAGCUCCAAUGCCGGAGACUAUCUCGACGAAGUGGUAUCUCCGCUGGUGAAUGCUGGCCAAUUGUGGGCAUCCACAUAUGGAAACCACGAUAGCAAUGUCAAUUUGAAUCCAAUGAAGGACAUCUAUGACAAGGAGAGACGAUAUAACAACUCUUUGACGCAUAGCAUGAUCUCCUCGCAGGAUGCCGGCAUCACGAAUUAUUAUUUGCCUGUUUAUCCACACGAUACCUCCGAAAGCACCCCGGCGCUCAUUCUCUGGUUCUUCGAUUCGAAGGGCGGAAGCUAUCCGAUAAACAGUACGGAAGGAAGCGCUAGUGGCACAAGAAGUGAUUGGGUUAUUGAGUGGUUCCAAGAGACAAAUGCCAACCUAACAGCUCAAUAUCACACAAUGAUUCCCUCGAUAUCAUUUUACCAUAUUCCGGCCCAUGCAAUGCGUGAAUACCAGGAAGAAGGAGUGGAUUCAAACACGACACCUGGAUUGAACGGCGAGGAUGUGGUAUCGCAGGGAUCAGGGGAUACCGACUAUACUGGACAAGACCGUGCAUUUAUGAAGGCCCUCCUCAACACAACCGGUAUGAUUGCCACGUUUAGUGGCCACGAUCAUGACAAUGACUGGUGUUUCAAAUGGAACAGUGUCGUCGACAGAAAUCUAUCCGGUGAUGGCAUUUCUAUGUGCUAUGGCCGCCACACUGGCUACGGAGGUUAUGGCGACGCCGCCCGUGGCGGUCGCCAGAUUCUUUUCAACCAGAGCACUAUCCAAAACGAAGUCCGCACCUGGGUUCGUCUGGAGGAUGGGACGAUUUCUGCGCCAGUUACAUUGAAUCAAACUUAUGGUCAAGAUCAAUAUACAGCUGUGUUGCGUAGAGAACUACAAACCUCGGGGGCAUCCGGGUUUGAUAGUGGGUCAUUUUCGCUACUAUGGGCCGUUUGCCUGACAGUGUCCUCUUUAUUGAACAUGAUACACCUAUGA